AUGGUGUAUAAAUCUAUCUUCUUAGGGAUAUCAGUAGGUGUAAAUACAACAAAUCCUUCUUUAGACAUUUGCAUAGCAAUUAAUGAUGGGCUAUUCUCGCUCGGUACGAAAUCGUACUCGUUUCCAAUUAUUAACAGCACAGGAGAAAAACUGCGAUCUCCUCUUAUAACGCCUGAGCUAAUGCAGGCACCAGAGACAAAUGAUAGUAUGGAAAUGGAUGAAAUAAGAGGGUUUUACAUAUCAAUUGAAAAAAGAAUCUGCUUGCCUGCAUACUUCACUGCACCAACAGACGGAAUUACCCGGCACAUGCCUAAAUCGGGUUUAGAGGAAGAAUUGGCAUUAGACUGUGCUAAGUGCUGUAGAGGAAGUACAGAGACAGAGUUUAAACAAGAAAUUCCAAGAGAGUGCGUGCGCUUUGCUUCUAGAGCACCGCCGCUAAUACGGGACGGCGAGUUAAUGCUUAAAGGCACAAUGCCAAAGAACUAUGUGGCAGUUGAUAUGUUUAAGGAAGAAGUGUCGUCUGCUCUUAUUAAUGUCUUAAUAGUAACACUGGACAAGUGGCUGGGAGAAUAUACAAAGGGGAAUGCAGUGAAAAUUGUUGGCCUUGGUUUUGCUUCAAGAAUACUUAGUCAUAAUGAGCUUGGAGACAAGAUAAAGUCAAUUCUUUGGAAUAAGUAUGAUAUUCUUCCGUGCUUCUUUCCAAGUGACUGUGUUACACAAAAGAAGCAGUCGGAAUUUCUUGCAAGAAAGUGUGCCUCACUCUUUCCAAACAACAACUUGUCUGUGCUUACAAUAGGAGAGAAUAACAAAGUAAUUGUAGAUUCUGGGUAUAUUUGGUACUGCUCAGUUGAGCACUACCGGCCAUCAAUUGGUGAAAAAAGCUAUGAAUUUAUGCUGGAUUUGCUGAAGGAGUCAGAAUCAAUGGCAGAAAACAACCAAAAAAUAACAUUCUUUAGCUCUACAGCACAGGGCGGCGGGGUCGCUUUAAUGAGGCAUUCUCUCAUUCGGUACUUACAGAUUAUUAAUGUUGAUGCUGAGUGGUACGUGUGUACUCCAAGCAGCUCAGUAUUUAGCAUAACAAAAAUGAAGGUGCACAAUGUCCUACAGAAUGCAUUUAAUAACAGUGCACACACUAAAAGUGAGCUAGAAGAAAAUGCAAGCAGCCCAGAUGAAACCAUUUGGCUAAGUGAUACGGAUAAAUCAAAAAUAGACAACUGGAUAGAAACGAAUUACGCAGAGCACUGGAAAGAGCGAAUUAAAAAGAGUACUGUUGUGGUUUUAGACGACCACCAGGUCUCUAGGCUUGCACAGCUAAUAAAGCGAGACUUUCCCAAUAUACUAAUAAUAUACAGGUCGCAUAUACAGAUCAGAACAGAUCUCAUGGGAAGGAGUACGGAUAAACAGAAUCUUACAGCAAUUGAUAACCUGUGGCAGUUUAUGUGGGAAAGCCUUGUGCAUGUCGAUUAUUUUGUAAACCACCCGUUCAAAGAGACUGUACCAGCAGAUGUGCCCGAGUCUAAAGUAUUAUUCCAGCCAGCAGGUACAAACCAGCUAGACGGACUGAACAAACCACUCAGUCUGCUUGCUAAGACGUAUUACCAAAGGCUGUUCAAUCAGAUUUGCAUAGAUAAUGGUGAGAAUCCAGUUGAUUUUAAUCGGAGAUACAUUGUGCAGGUGGCUAGAUUCGAUCCAUCCAAGGGGAUUAAUGAUCUCUUGGAUGCAUAUUAUGGCCUUUUCUGUGCGUAUAAAAAAUCCUUUCCAGAAAAGGAAUUUGACAUUGGCUUAGUAUUCUGUGGGCACGGCAGUGUAGACGACCCAGAAGCAAAGACAAUUUUUCAUGCACUAAGUAAAAGGCUUGAAGCAAACAAAUUUCAGGAGAUCAGGCACCUUAUUACAAAGAUUUCUCUUCCCCCGGUUGAUCAGCUUCUGAACUUAAUCCUACAAAAUGCAUACAUCUCCUGCCAGCUAAGUAUUGCUGAAGGGUUUGAAGUGAAAGUCACUGAAGCCCUAAUGAAACAAGUCCCAGUAAUUGUGUACAAUGUGGGAGGGCUUCCAUUGCAGGUUAAAGAUGGCGUUAAUGGGUACAUAAUUCAAAAGGGAAAUAUUUCAGAAGUUACCUCUCGCUUGUUUGAUCUUCUUACAGAUGAGUCACACUAUAAGCGUAUUAAAGAUGGAAUAGCACCAAAGGACUUUAUAGGAAUUACAACACCAUUUCAAGCACUUUUCUGGUUAAAAAUGAGCAACAGAGAAGUGGCAAAGUCCCAGCGGUUUUAUAAAGACUUUGCUAAAAAGUAUCUGAAUUAACACAGUUAAUAUUUUGAUUUAAUAAACAAUUGAAUGUAAAAAAUAAAAAGUGUCCACUGUUCUACAUAAAAAUGAACACGUUCCUUUAUUUGAUAACUCUGAAAUAAAUCAAAAUUAAACAAAAUAAAAAAACACCAAGCACUCUCCAUUCAUUACACACUUAAACCAACAAACAAGCCAAAUACAAUUAAUACAACAAAUCAAUCAAAUACCGCAUGUUAUAAUAGCACAAACAUACAAUUUCACAUAAAUAAUACAAUAUUUAGUAAGCCCA
Messenger RNA from Nematocida parisii ERTm1, 2578 nucleotides. RefSeq lists its product as uncharacterized. The record is from RefSeq and is a predicted model, not a curated record. Gene Ontology annotation, molecular function: glycosyltransferase activity. The transcript has a single exon. Bases 1 to 2304 code for a protein of 767 amino acids. Lineage: Eukaryota; Fungi; Microsporidia.